Messenger RNA from Malaya genurostris, 12285 nucleotides. RefSeq lists its product as uncharacterized. The transcript is spliced from 11 exons. Gene Ontology annotation, biological process: chromatin remodeling. NCBI's taxonomy places the organism in Eukaryota, Metazoa, Arthropoda, Insecta, Diptera, Culicidae. The record is from RefSeq and is a predicted model, not a curated record. Gene Ontology annotation, molecular function: protein binding. Gene Ontology annotation, cellular component: CERF complex.
AGUAGUGUCCGUUUGAAAGCGAGAAGUGUAUGAAGAUUCCCGCAUACUGUCGCACUGAACUGCGAAAAAAGAGGCAACCAUUUUUCUCCAUCGAUAUCGAGACGAGAUUUUGCAGAUUCCCCGUCGCGAGUGUUACACCUGGAAACGUAUUCGAUCGGAAAAAGUGGCUAGGUGUGAAAGUUUUCAUGAUCAGGUGGAUAAUACUAGAAUUUCGAUCAGGACUUGAAAAUUCUUGUGGAGCUUGGGCCGAACGCAAAUGGUGCGCGUUCCUUUGGCCAGCAGAAAGUAGCAAUUGCACCAUCAGGAAAAAAAGGAAGCAGUGAAGUGUUUUUUUUUAUCACAUUCCGAGUGACCGUUUUCUUUAGUGAUUACGCUGCUUCGUUUUGCUAUCUUGGUUGGAUGAACCUAGGAAUAAUAGGUCGUGAGAGAAGAUAUUGCAUCUUCCAGAAGGCGUAUCACUACAGAAGGCUAGACAACAUACGGAAAAGAUUCGGAUAGCAGGGGAUCAAAUCAGCAUCACCUAUCCAACCUUCAUCACCUUUACCAGCGGGAAGUUAUCCUUCGAGUAUCUGUGCAUAGCCGCGGAAAGCCGAACCAUAACUCCGUUAAGACUCAAAGGGCAUGUUUUCCACUUUUAUUGGACUAAUUGAUAUCCAAUCAUGGUGGGAGGUGCCCUGCAUUGCACACUUCUGUUCGCUGUUUAGUGGCUCCUUUCAGUUGCCGGAUUUUGACAUCGAGGAUCUCGAGGAAGCACUGCUAACCGAUGCCGAUGUCGAGAGUGAGGUCGAUUUGAAAAUUUACAACGCUCGUCUCUUGUCGGACCUCAUAGUGGCACUACUCAAGGGUUGCGACGCACUCAGCCAGAUCGUAGCGCACAUCAGCCCGAGUAACUAUCAGAUGUUCUUACGACGACUGUUUCGACAAAAAUGUCAGGAAUAUAACAUCGAUAACCCGUUCAACACCGACACCGACUUCGAGAAGCUUCCGUUACGCACCAAGAUCCUUAUUUUGAAAUAUCUGUGUGACUUUCGUUUAGAUUCGGCUGACGUUUUUAAUAGCUUUGCAAACCUGCAAGCAGACAGUCUGCGAGUUGAACCACUUGGCUACGACAGCAAAGGAUCAGCCUAUUGGUAUUUUUUCGGCACACGGCUCUACCGUGAGGACUACGAGGUCCAGUCGGGCAAGGGUACCAAAUCGUCGAAGCGAUCCGUUUGGCAGGUUAUUUGCUUCACUGAGGAAGACUGGAGAAACCUAGCUGGCAAGUUUCAACAAUCUAAAAACAAAAACGAACUUGCUUUGCAUCAGCAGUUGGAGGAAAACUUUUUACCCAACAUUCCGAAAAUCUUCCGCGACAAGGAGCGAGAGCGAAGAAACAGACUCCUGGAAAGACGAACCUCCUCUCGUAUAAAACUUUGUGAGGAACGUCGUUUGGCGGAACUUUAUCGCCAGCAGGAAAUCGAACAACAACAACUACUACUACAACAGCAAGUACAAGCUCUACACAAGAAAAAACGCACCCCGGAAGCUGCCGUCAGCGGUGUUGCAUAUACCAAACCACCAAACCUUUCCGAAGAGAGAGCCAAACGUGCCGAACGACGGUCACGUUCGAAUUCGGUCACAAGUAUAGUAUCUACCUACGCAAGCUCGCCAGAACCUCUCACUAGUGAUCUUAUUUUUCAGCAGAAAGAGUGCGAAUCCCCAAUCCCAAAUACUACUCUUAGUAAGCAUUCAAGCACUAAACAUUACACAGUUGUUACAACCCUUCCAGCUUCCCCUUCCUCUGAGCUAGGUUCCGAGCAAACCACAAGUGCGGACAUUUUAGUGGUAUCGGAAGAUUCCAAACGUGACCCAGAGUAUUACGACGGUAACAACGUUGAAGAAGUCGCUGACACAAGCGUUGUCGUUGAAUCGUUGAACAAUAAUCAGUGUACCGAGGUUGCUUCGUGCAUCAGUGUUGCCAGUAGUGAUACCACCAGUAGUGGCGUAAGUAGUAGAAAGCGUGAAAAAUCUCCGUCGUCGCCCCUGAGGGAAGACUUCACGUCUGUUCCGGGGACACCAUCACCGCACGGUUCACCGAUCGCGCCGAAGAAGAAAUCAUCUAAACGACCGAACAAAUCUCUGAGUGCCGAAAUUGAACGACUACUCCAGUACAAUCGUAACAUGGCUCCAACCACAACAAAGUUGCCCGGACGGCAGACCAACAAUUCAUUGUCGUCGGUCACGGGACCGGUAAUUCUGCCGUUCGCCGAAACACCCCCGAAAACAUCUGGUAGCAGCAGUUCGGCAAGCAAAAGUGGUGAUUCGAAUGCAGGUGGUGGGACUGGCGCGGCGACGAAGGGUGCGGGUCGGAAGAAGAAGAGCAAGGCAUCGCAAGUUUUCACCGAAACCGAGGAGGUCCUCCAAAUCGGAAUGCAUAAAGUGCUCGAAUACAUCAAGAACCACGAUGACGCGUGGCCGUUUAUGGAUCCAGUAGAGGAAGAUAUUGCCCCGAGAUAUUACUCCAUUAUCAGACGGCCGAUGGAUUUGCAGAAAAUGGAGGAAAAACUGGACAAUGGGGAGUAUCUAUCAUUUGCCGAUUUCCGCAACGAUUUUAGGUUGAUCGUCAACAACUGCCGACUGUACAAUGGACAGGCAAAUGAAUACACCGAAAUGGUCAACAAUUUGCAGAUCGCCUUCGAGAAGGCCACGAAAAAGUAUUUUGACUCGAAUUCGUCUGACGAGGAGCAAACGUUGGAGUAUCCGAUAUUCAAGGAGAAACCGUUCGCCAGCAACAGUAGCACCAGCGGUACUGGGAAAAUCCAGGAAUCAGCCGGGAGCGGCGCUAGUACAAGUAACAAUAAUAACAAUAACAACAGUCACAAUAAAUCUUCAAAGGAGAACAAAAGCGGCAAUAGUAAGAAGAGUAGCAACAGUAAUAGUAAUAGUAGUAAUAGUGGUAAGACGGGAAGUGGCACUGCAAAGGACGGUAAAAGUGUCGCGUCGGUGCAGCCAAAGAGUGUCGCUAGUGGUAAUAGUAGUAGUACUAGUAGCAAGACGGAUGGAAAAUCGAAGGAUACCAAAAAAGAGAAAAGUGAGGUCAGUGACGAUAGUUUCAAGAAAAAACAGAGUAGUGGGGAUGGGAGUAGUGCAAAGAAGGGCAAAUCGAAUGUACAGUCGGAUCCAAAACCUUGCCCAGAAGAAUCGAAUUCGAAAGGAUUGAAACGAAAGCGCAAAGAUAAAGAUAAAAAUGGUAAAACAAAGACAAAGAAAAUGAAAACGAGUGACAGUGAUGAUAGGCAUAAUGAAGACAGUGAACAUGACCAAAAUGAAGAGAACAAAAAAGGUGUGAAAAGUGCAAAAGAAGAUCAUGAUUUUCAUGACCGAUUUCGGACAUCGGAUCGGAAUGAGGAAGCAAAAAAAUCCAGUUCAAAGUUGAAACGCAAAGAAGAGAAGGCGAAAAACAAAGGUAAAAUAAAAAAGUCUAAAACCGUUGGUAAAAUGGAUAAAAGAGGAGAAACGGAGAAAAGAGGCAGACAAAAGUCACGGUCUCGUUCGCGAUCGUCUACCAGAUCAAAAACUGCGAGUCCGAUUUCCGGUAUGCCAAGUUCAUCUCCCAAUCCGUUUAUAACUCCCAAAAAAAAAAGCAAACGGGAAGAACUGUCACCAUUAAAAACGAAACACAAUAAAAAAGCACGAAAGAAGGAUCACUCUUCGGAUAGAGAUGCUGUAAAAAACAGCAAAAAACCUGUCAGACACCCGGACACUUCGCUUAGCUCCAUUUCGCCAUCUCCAGUGAAAAGAAAGGGUAGAAGUGGAGUGGAGAAGCUCAAACAAGAGCCAUCAGAGGAUAGUAUUGCCGUUGCAAAUGUGCAAAAUGAAAGAAAAGAACGCAAUUUGGCAGAUAUUGAUAAUACUAAAAUAUUGGAGAAAAAAAGUGGUUACAUUAGCGGCGAUAGUGCCAAUGAACUAUCAGUUGGAGAAGAUAAUAAAAAAGAAAAGAAACUCAAGAAAGGCUUAAUAAAAAUUGAAAAAUCUAAAGGGAAAAAUAAAAACGAUGAAAAACAGAAAAAGAAUAAAUUAAAGGGAAAAUCAAAAAAAUCCAAACCCAAAAAUGUUGAAACACCUUCUCUAGUUGGAUCCAGCAACGAUGAUGAACUAGAAGAACCAGUGAUGGACGAUAAGAACAAGAAAUCUUUAGAGAAGGAAAACAUAAGUGCCUCAAAGAAACAGCCGAAGGAUUUUUCUAAGUACACAACACUUCCCAGGGAUAGAAGCUCGUCUAGGAGUUUCUCACGAUCUCCCAGUCCUCUGCCUUCGAUUAGGGAUGAUUAUUCUUCUUUCUCGGACCAUUCUAUCGAUUUUGAUGACGUUAAUGACGUUACGAUGCAGACAAAGCAACUUCUCAGUCGACCGAUUACACCCGAUAUCAAGGACAAAUACGAUCUCAUAAAGCAACGGCGUCGGAAUCAGGCUUCGGUGUCCCAACCAAAUUCCUCAAUUUCACCCGUUGGGGAAAAGCCGUUGAAAUCGAAGCAUAAAACUCACGAGACCAACAAAAAGAAAACAAAAACGAUUCAACCUCUUGAUACUAGCGCAAGUGCCUCAACAAUUGCUCUCAAAGAAUCAGUUAAACCAAACGAAAAAGAGCGUAUCACUUCUAAAGAAACGACCAAGAGUAAUAAAAAGCGAGAUCAUUCUAGUGAACUUCCCACUGAUACUCCAGCCGUGGAGUCACCUCCGAAAUGGAGCGAAUCGGAGCCACAAGUAUCGUCGGUUGAGAAACAACGUUCUUCGUACAAAGGGGAAAAGAUGGAAAAACCAAAAGAAACCGAAAAGAAAGUUGGCCGCAGUGACGAGUAUGAUUUCGUGGACGAUUUGCCGCCGGCGGCAUCCAUCGCACCGAGUAUUAUCGCACCGAUUGCUUCACCGAUUGAAAAGGAUGUCAAACUUAUGAAACCCAAAGGUGACAGCAGUAAGAAAUCUAAUCAAAAAUCAAACAAGACAAACCACAACUCCUCAUCCCGAGUCAAUGCCGGGUUGGCGAACAAACAACCGAAAGCUUCCGGAGCAAACAUGGAAGCACUAGAGCUGGAAACCGAGCAAACACUGAAAGACAUCAAUAAAUGGCUUGAAAAUACUCCACGAUUCUCGGAGUACAGUUCGGCCAGUAAUUCGCCAUCUCGAUACAUAAUGGACGACUUAGAUGCGGUAACGGCUAAGAUUGAUGCGGCCGAUUUUCGCAAACCGAUACCGUUGUCUCAGCUGCCGGAGGAAACCGAGAAGCCAAUCAUUCCAUCUCCUCAGUCAGUAGCUCCUCCACCUCUGACGGUGCUUCCAACACCGGCUGCUUCGAUGGUUAUGUCCCCAAAGCGAAUGACGCCUCCGAUUUCGAAGGAACAGGUUAAACUCAAGCAACCGAAAGAAACCCUCACAGAAAGUAACCCAAUAAAGGAAUCAGUAAAUAACGUAAAUAACACUCCUUCCGCACGAACGCAACUUCCACAACCACAACAUCCACCAUUGACAAACACUAUACCCCAGUUUCAUCAACCGGUUCCACCACCUGUCGAGCGAACACUGCUGGGACCUCCUCCAAUAAUCCCUCCACACUCUCAGAAAAAAGAACCCAAGGAAACUAAGCGAAAAAGCCUAAAGGAAAAACUAAGUCAGCUUGGAUCGCGCAAACGAGAAACGGUCCAACACCGUACAAAUAUCGAUCGCCUGCAACCAGGCAAAUCCAAAGGCAAUCUAAUUAGUAGCAUUCAGAAUCUCAACAAACCGGAGGAGAUGUUUCCAUUGGGCGGAGCUGGUGUCUCUGGAAGCACAAGCGCUGGUCUCGGAGGUACCAAACUUAAAGAGGUUAAAAAUUCUUUGAUUGUAAAAACAGACGAAUCCAAACCGAAACUAAGCUUAGGUACGGUGCUGAAUACGGCUGAAGGUUUCGGUCUGGGGCAACAGCACGAGUUCGCGGAUGAGAAAAAAGAUCAUUCUGUUAAGGAGUGUGAAGAUAAGGAAGACGAAAAGGAAACUGAAUCAUUGAAUAGUUCGAAAGAUGACAGUGGACAGUCAGACAAACUCUUGAUUCACGACGAUUUGAAAGCAGCUAAAACGGAACUAAUGUCCAAAACGGAUCCGAGCAAAAUAGUGGAAUCUCCCGAAAAAGUUAUCAAAGCUGUGACAAAGUCUGAUAAACCGUCAGCGACACCAAAUUUGAGUGCUUGGUUCAAAGCCUUUGGAGGUGCUCCGAAGAAACCUAAAAAGACGGAAGAAGGAGAUGAGUCGGCGAGUAAAAUUUCACCAAAUGAUGGUGUCAAGGCAACUGAGAACACUCCUCCAUCAGAUGUACCGAUUGUGCCAAGUCUGGAAAGUCCCAGCUACCCUUCGUUGCCUGCUCCGAGACAGAGGAAAGCUAGCACUGGAAGUACCGUGUCCGAACGAUCGUCGUACAGUCAAGAUCCGGACAGUCCACGGAUAGGAAUCGAUGAAAGGAUAGGUGGUUACCCAGCUCCAUAUCCGAGUCCGAUGGGUGCUUCGCCCGUAAUGACUUCUCCAAAACUAGACGACACUCAAAAGAGUCCAUAUCCCAUGAAUGGAGCAAUUAAGGUCGGCUUCUACCAGGACACCACUACCAAAAGCAGCCCGGAGAAAAGCUGUAGCCCCAGAGAUUUACCAUCACCAUAUCCACAAUACUCUCAACAUUUGUACACUGCUAAUUCCGGAAUAAGUGGCAAUAAUUUGUACGGAAACUAUGCUUACGGUGCGAACAGUGCUACGGCCAACAAUCCUAUGGAUAACUUCAAAAACUAUGAUCAGUACAAACAACCUGCUUCACAGGAAUCUGAUUACAAUUCCUCGAUGAGUCCUAGUACAAAUCCCAACUCACCGUACCACAACCAACAAUCGUCGCCUUACCAACAGCAGCCAAAUUCACCCUACCAGGGGCAACAAAAUCAGAACUACAACCAACCCAUUCCUUCUCCGGCCUCCUCCGGGCCGCUCUCUCCGUACAGCAACACUUCGCUAGCACCUCAGUCAUCAGUACAACAAAGUCCGGCCCAAUCCGUUAGUGGUCAUUCGCCUUUCAAUCCAUCGCCGACGUCGCCUUAUCAAACACCUCAACAUCCAUCUCAGAACCAACAACCACAGACUCAGAAACCUAACCAGCCUCAGCAAACGCAACAGCAUUCGUCGAAACCAAAUACUCCAAUCCACCAGAGUCCAAAUUCACCGUUCUCUCAGUCGAAUCACAGUUCACCGUACUCACAACAGGAUCCAAAUUCGCCGUACUCGCAGGGCCAGCUUUAACCGUUCCAACCGAUGUCUCCGAAACCGCAACAAUCAGCCGGAACGACAAACAACAGUUUACAGCUUGCACCGCCUAUCAUCACCCCUCAACAGGCGGCAGCAGCAGCCGGUGUUACUUUGCCAGAAUCACCGGUGAAUAACCUAUCACUGUCGACACAGCAAACCUCCCCCCAGCAACAACCACAGCAAGUUCAACCACCAACUGGAUCUCAGCUGUCUCACCAGCAAUCUCAGCUCGGUAGCCAAGUUAAUACUCAGCCAAACUGGAAUCAGCACCAGACGUACAAUCAAUACCCUGCAACAGCAGUCCCAGUCCCAGCGGACAGUUCAGCUAUUGGUAUGGGUUCAAAUCUUCCGGCUCCCGCUCACAUGCAUCACCAAUCGCAACCGCUGUCACAACCUCAACAACAACAGCAACCGCAACCAGCACAUCACAAUACCCAGCAGAUGCAGACUCAUUUACUACCACCACAAACGCAGCAGCAUCCACCACAACAACAACAGCCGCACCAACUACAACCACUGCAUCCACAACAAACGUCCGCAUGUACACAACAGAGUCUUCAACAUCAAAAUCUGAAUAAUCUUACUCCAGCUCAUAGUCAGUCGAGCGUCCAACAGCAGCAUAGUCAUCUGAGCAACCUGCUGAGUAACAACCCAUACGCAUCUAACUAUGGGCGACAGGCGUACGAAUCAACGGUUCCCAUAUCGCAGAGUCAUUCACAAGACGGAAUCAGUGGCAACAAAAAUCAACCCACCAAAGUACCUGAACUGAUUAAUUUGGGUUACAACAAUAGCAGUAGCAAUGAAAACAGUACCAGCAACAAAAAUCAACCUCUGCAACAACAGCAGCAGCAGCAGCAACAACAACAGGAUAUACCUAUGAAUAUGGGAAGUAAGGCAAUAGAAAGUACCAAGGAUAAAGACCUUGCCAAGCAACAGCAAAUGUUUGAACUAAUGGGAGCGAUGGGCUACGGUAAUCCAAUGGACAUUUCGAUCAGUAAGAGCAAGGCAUUUGAUAUGUUCAAUCGAGCAGCUACAAUGACAUUCCCAAGAGGGUUUCCUCCAUCGGCUGGUGGUGGUGGUUCAGGACAGAUUCAGCAAGAUUCCGGGAAAAGCUCAUAUCCAGGGUCCAACUCAUCGGGCUAUGACCAAAUGCAGACAAAUACAAACAAAGCACGCGAUAUGAGUGGAACCAAUGUCUAUGGCAUCCCCCAGCAACAGUCCCAUCAACAACAGCCAAAGACAAACCAGAACGAUCUACUUUCUGCUGGAAAUCUACGAGGAAAUACAGCCGGAUAUGAUCAGCGACCCUCUGGCAAUGUCACAGCACAGCAGCAACAACACAACAACAUUGAUCUCAGUACCAGUUACAAAUCAUUCGGUGGGCAGUCCACCCUCAUGGAUCCGGCAUUGCGUAAUUUGGCCUCCCUAUCAUCACUAUAUCAAGCGGACGAAAGAUUGCUAGGUUCUGGAUCCACAACUGCUGGAUAUUACGACAAGGCAAUGCCUCCUGCAGCUCAUAUGUUCGGCAAAAGUCUUCCCGCUGAAUCGUCUUCCACGGUUGGAUCAGUUGCUUCCACUUCGGCACUUCAGCAGAUGUUCAACACAUCGAUGGCAACGACAAUGGCCUACAAUGCUGCUGCUCGAGAUCAACAGUCCAGCUAUGGAACAAACUACCUUCAACGAAAUGAUCUACUCAGUCAGGGACAGAAAGUUCCACUGAACAUACCGUCUGUACCGAAUCCAACUAUUCCUUCUGAACCAUCUAAACCAAAACGUGGCAGAAAGAAGAAGGAAACGCAAGACAUGUUACAACAGCAGCAAUCACAGAUACAGCAUCAACAGCAAGCCCAUCAACAACAUCAGCAGCAGCAGCAACAGCCGAAUGCGGCACAUCAAGGUUUUCAGUCGUACUCCGGUCUUAAAACGUCACACCCAUCCAGUUCUUCCAGUAAUCACCCAGUGGCAUCGUCGAGUACGCCCGGAAAUGUCACCACCAAUUCGAAUUCGGAACCUUCGGCCAUCUCCCUUAAAACAGCAAACGUCGUUCCGGGAAGCGCAUUCAAUUUUGGUCCAGGGCCAACGGGGCUCAGUCUUCCGUCGAGUCUUUACAGUGACAAUUCUCCCUAUCUGGAUGAAUUCCGCCAGAAUCCAAAUCCGUACCCGUACCUUCCAUCUAGUCAUCCCCGAGGACCAUCUGUGUCUUCCAGUGGUCCAUCGGACGGAUCGGACAAAGUGGGUAAUCCCACAGCUCCAACGGCGUCAGCGGCAGUGGCAGCGGCCGCAGCAGCUGCUACUGUAGUCCACCAACCUCCUCCUGCUGCUUCCCCAUACCAUCAAUUUCUUUCGCACCCAUCAUCCCGACCGUCGCCAUAUCAGUUCAUGAACCAGCUGGAUCCCCUUCACCAGCAAUACAUUCGCCAAGAGGAACUGCGUGCUCAGAUGAUGCUAAAUCAAAGUCUCGGUUUGGGUGCUCCCGGUGCGCAUGGACCACCUCCGGGAGCUUACGGUCAACCAGGUGCUUAUCAUCCAGCUUUGGGUAUCCACAAGCCGUACGAUGCCAUGAACUCGAUGAAUCGACCUCCCUGGCUAUAACAGCAACAGGAAGUCGCCGGCGUGACACCGGUGGUGGUGGAUGAUCCCCACCGGACAACGGUGGCUGGUGACAUAUCGGUGGCAAGCACCGAACGCGAACCUGCCAUCGUCGGUAGUGGCGAUGCGGGGACACGGGACGAAUCCGUCGCGUGGGACGGCCGGAGGAAUCAAAAUCACAACUUCUAGGCUCUUCUAGAUUGUAAUGUUAUUUCGUAAAUGUUGAUUUUAAUACAGUGAUUUUAUUUUAUUUUUUUAUUAGAGUUUGUUUUAAACGGGAAUACGCGUUCUUAGGGUAGUUGUGGAUAAGAUAUUGUUAUCCAUGAGAAGAAAAAAAAAGUGUUUUUAAAACCAUAAACGGAUCAAGAGAUUGUACUACUUUUAACGUAAACCAUUAGAAUCUAGACCAGUUCUAUAUAGCAUAGAACAUUUUUCGUUAUGGAAAAUAAUUUUGUUUUCUGGUUAAAACGAUCUACCAAACAUGAAAUCACCAAAAAAUAUGUGCUCGUUCCGUUCAUUGAAUAAUGUUGGAUUCAGGAAGUUGUAUUCAUUUUACACUUUCGUUUUUUGUGAUAUGCAAACCGAGUUGCGCCAAAAUUUCGUCAAUAUUCAUUAAAUUAUUUCGCAAUAUGCUGUUCUUUUAAUGUUCAUGCUUUCAUUAGAAAUUUCGGGUUGAUCGAUUGUAGUUAAAUAAAAAAUUACAAAUUUUCGGAAUAAUUUAAAACAAAGAAAAUCCGUCAUAUAGUUUGGUGGUUUUGUGUGGGGCUGCUGAAUAAUGUUUUCGUAAUGUGAGUGUGCAAUAUCCAGCGAACGUUACAUAUGCAGAGGUAUUUGGUUUUCCCGUAACAAAUGUCAUGCAGAAGUCGUUCGGAUUAAUUUCCUUUUCGUGGGAGUAAAUAUCGAAGUAUACCUUAGUACCUUAGUGUAGUUUCUUUAAUUGUAAGAAUACCGGCAUAUUAUAUCGCACGUGAGAAAAAAAAAUCCGUUGUCGAUCCAUGUUAAACAUUUGUUGUCCCAUUUGCUGAGCCUUGAUUCCACAAAGUGGUAAUUACAGCGAGGAACAUAUUGAUAGUGAGUCAUUGUUUGGAUAGUGACGAAUACAGAAUUAAUCAGCAUAAUACGAACUGCAGUAUGAGUGCAGUAUACCAACACCUCUCUCAGCUCUUUAGUGUUUGUUAGAUGUUGUAUUUUUGUAUUGUUUUUUGUUCACAAGCAAUCGUAUCUAAAACCUAUUCAGCACUUAUUUUAAUGUAAGUUGUGAAAGUUGUACAUUGUGUUUCGGUAGAUUAGCAAUUAGUGUUGUUUCUUCUCCUGCUUUUAGUACACCUAAACCAAAUGAGAUUAGACCAAGAGAAAAUUAUCAGAUAUAGCGGUUUCAAAUCAUAAGUCUAAAUAUGGCAAGUCAUUUUUCCAUCUUUCCCAAAGCCGUGUUUUCUUUCUAUUUCCAAACCUUCUGUGGACACCACGAGUAAUACUUUACCUGAAAAAAAAUAACACGAUAGCCUAGUACGAUUUUCUCUCUAGAGCAGAACGAACGCUUCAAGUGAACACCAGAAGUUUAUCCACACGAAAAGCAAAAAUGAAAAACAACCAAUAUGAGUAUUUCGCGUAGGAUUCCCUCUCUAAUGCCUUAAAUGUGAACCAAUGAAAACCGUUGUAGACAGACACCACAACAGGAAACAUAUAUCAUUCACUGAUGGUAGAUUAUAGGAUGACUACAAAUACAAACCUUCGUUUGGGUGCAUCUCAAAUAAAUCAAGAGCUGUAACGUAGUUGCAAAUCGUUCUAUUUCACUUCCCAUCGCUCUGAGCGUACUAGACGUUCCAAUCAGACGUAUCUAAACAUGUUUAGUAAUUUUGUAAAUAAUGAAUAGUGUAAGCCAAAUGUCUUUAAACAGAAUCAAAAUAUUGUAAGCUUGUAAAUAUUGAAAUCAAGAUGCAUAAAUAAGUUUAGAACAAGAUACGCUCUACUAACCAGGAACCCAAGUUUAAUGUUUGGUCUUUUUAGGAUCGUACAAUGCAUGUAGGAUUAUUUGUUUUGAUAGUGAAAAUAAGGAACAAAAACAUACAAAAAUGUUUACUAUGUAAUACACGAUAAGAUUGAAAAUAUUAAGGUAAAUAUAGGAAACAGAAUUUAUGUUUACAAACUUUGGGUAAUAAAAUCAUGUUGAUUAAUAAUAUGUUAGCGGAGUAAAAAAAUUAAAUCAUAUAUACAAUAACCAAUUUAGUUUUAUAUACUACAAACCUUUACUAUGAAGGUAAAGUAAAAAUAUAUUAUAACCGAGAAGAAUAAUGUUAAAAUAAAAUAAUGUGUGACAGUAGUAGAAAAAAUAUACAAAGUAAACUGUGAAUGAGACAUGUGUAAAAUUACAAAAAAAAAUAUGGAGUAAAUAUAUUUAAAAAUAAA